AGGAAGAACAGGAUGGGCAGGUAAAGGUGGGGGUAGACAGGUAAAGGUGAGCUCCUCUCUGUCGCGCGUACUACUACUCAGGGAAAUACACCGACGUUUUGUUUGACUCCUUUGUUUCUCCAUUUUGAGCCGACUGUAUAACCACAAAAUGGUGAAGCAGGAGCAGGAGUUAGCCAACCGGCCUGACAACACCGCCUUCACUCAGCAGAGACUUCCGGCAUGGCAGCCCAUGCUCUCCGCUGGCAUUGUCAUCCCAGGGUUUGUCGUCAUCGGCCUGGCGUUCAUCGGCAUUGGCGUUGCACUCUUUGUCACCUCACAGAGCAUCCAGGUGUUGGAGUUGGACUACACUGGGGUUGCCCCAGGGUCAGAAUGCUUCAAGUGCACUGACCCAAAACCAACGCCUUGUGUGUGCGAGCUGACCUUCGACAUUGACACUUUAUUUAAGGGACCCGUGUUCUUUUAUUAUGGGUUGGCAAACUACUUCCAGAACUACAGGAGGUACGGUGCGUCCAAAGAUGAUAGCCAGCUGUCUGGAGACUUGGAUGCCUUUAAGGGUCCCGAUGACACCUGUGCACCCUAUGACUAUGACAGCAACGACAAACCAAUUGUACCAUGUGGAUCAAUAGCAAACAGCAUGUUCAAUGACACCUUCAAGCUGUAUCAGAUCGUCAAUGGGACAAAGAAACUGGUGCCCUUCGAUGGAAAAGGGAUUGCUUGGUGGACAGAUUACAACGUCAAAUACAGAAACCCCAGUGUCACUCCUCUGAAGGACGCAUUCAACGGUACUGUGAAACCCUUAUUUUGGCCCAGGCCUGCUUACGAGUUGGACACCGCAGACCCCGCUAACAACGGCUUCAUCAAUCAAGACUUCCUGGUGUGGAUGAGGAGGGCGGCCCUGCCAGAUUUCAGAAAGCUGUAUCGACGAAUCACAGAGGGGGAUUAUAAAGAGGGUCUGCCAGCUGGAAACUACUCCCUUGAAAUUGCCUACAACUAUCCUGUUCUGAGCUUUGAUGGGAGAAAGAAGGUGGUGUUCAGCAACGUGUCCUGGAUGGGUGGCAAGAAUGAGUUCCUGGGCAUUGCCUACCUCGUGGUUGGUUCACUGUGCGUCUUCAUGUCCAUAGUCAUGCUCAUCGUCUAUGCUAAAUUCAAGUUUCCUGAGGAAGACUGAGGAUGGAGGUUUAUCAACCCUAUCAACAUUUUUUUCCUUCUUUUUAUCCGUUUUUACUCAAUGGGAUGAUAAGCGCAUAGUACAGUGCUCCCACAAAGGGGAGUAAAGAGCGAGACUCCACUUAUGAACAUGUGAUAUUCUGGACAUGAAGAUGUAUCCUGAGGAGUAGAGGAUGCCUGGUCUCGACACUGGAGUUCCCCAUGACUGCAAAAUAGGAUGAUUUUCAAUAUGGGGACAUAUUGGGAUAAUAUGGGGACACUACUUGUCUACAAAGUUAGGUUCUCCUGAGUGCAAAAACACCGCAAAGUCAGCUACCAUUCCUUGCUGGUGGAACAGCUGUAAGCAGUGUCUCUUAAAUUUUUACAUCAUCACAAAAUGAGCUUCUUCCUCAUUUUAGGUCAGUAAUAAAUCAUUAUAAAGCCAUAAACUAUUUGAUAAGCCAUAUGAUACUGGACAAGAAUUUUUACUUGAUUGUGUGAGAUGUUUAGCUUUGCUUGGAAAUAAUGCUGUAAGAUGUGGGAAUUUUAACUCAGGGAUCUGGUGUACGGGCUAUGCAAGCUCAUGUUUUAACUCGUGCCAUGGUUAUUUUACUUCAAGUUGAUAUUUAUUAAAUAAAAUGACAAAAAACAAUUA
Sebastes umbrosus (honeycomb rockfish) is the source of this 1801-nucleotide messenger RNA. RefSeq names its product transmembrane protein 30B (gene tmem30b). The record is from RefSeq and is a predicted model, not a curated record. The coding region runs from base 149 to 1168 and encodes 339 amino acids. Gene Ontology annotation, cellular component: endoplasmic reticulum; plasma membrane; Golgi apparatus. Gene Ontology annotation, biological process: phospholipid translocation. Lineage: Eukaryota; Metazoa; Chordata; Actinopteri; Perciformes; Sebastidae. The transcript has 8 exons.